This is a messenger RNA of Chrysoperla carnea, 2811 nucleotides long. It is a transcript of the gene Noc1, whose product is annotated as CCAAT/enhancer-binding protein zeta. Lineage: Eukaryota; Metazoa; Arthropoda; Insecta; Neuroptera; Chrysopidae. The transcript has 13 exons. The record is from RefSeq and is a predicted model, not a curated record. Bases 61 to 2811 code for a protein of 916 amino acids. Gene Ontology annotation, cellular component: nucleus.
UUGAGGUUACUUUCACGUGUAUUUUUGAAAUAAAUGUAACCACUGGUAAUCACUAAGAAAAUGAAGUUUAAGAAGAAGAGUAACAAAUUUAAUAAUUUUAAAAAUAAAAAACAUGAUGAUUCAUUUGAAACAAAUUAUGAAGAAGAAGUCUUAAGAAAUCCGACAAAAUGGUAUGAAGAAGUACCAGAAGAUCCAGCCGAAUUUCCCCCAGUUACAGAUCAACAAUUGAUAGAACUGAAAGAUGAAGCAAAAAAAUUGCACGAUGCAGAAACUCUUGCUUAUAGUACAAAAAAUGCUAGGCUGAAUAAAUCAUCAGAUUAUCAGUGGAUUAGAACAGUUCUUGCUAAAGGUACAUCAUCUGAUAAGAUUGCAGCUUAUACAAUAUUGAUUCAAGAUAAUCCCGUAUAUAAUUUAAAAUCAAUUCAGGAUUUAGUUGGAAUGGUGAAAGUUUCUAAGAAAAAAGAAUGUCUGACUGUUAUUCAAACGUUGUCUGAAUUAUUUCUACAAGAUUUACUAAAGCCUGACGUAAAAUUGAAAGCUUUCCACCAACGUCCGCUUUCAAUGUUAACAGAGUUAACAUCGGGUAAUAUUGUUACCAAAAAACGUCGUUUAGUGUUGUGGUAUUUUGAAGAUCAAUUAAAAGAAACAUAUACAUCAUUUGUACAAGCUUUAACCAAGGCUGCACAUGAUACUGUAGAAGCUACUAAAGAAAAAGCAAUUAAUGCUAUGUAUUAUUUAUUGUGCGAACAUCCGGAGCAAGAAAAGAAUUUACUUACAAACAUCGUGAAUAAAUUGGGUGAUCCAUCACAAAAAGUGGCUGCGAAAACAAUAUUUUGUCUAAGUCAAUUACUUUUUAAACAUCCAAGAAUGAAAGAUAUUGUAUUAUCAGAAAUCGAGAAGUUAGUAUUUCGUUCAAAUGUUUCACAUAAAGCACAAUAUUACAGCAUUUGUUUUCUAUCUCAAUAUUAUUUGACGCAUGAGGACACUGAUGUAGCCAAACAUUUAAUAACAGUCUAUUUUGCAUUCUUUAGAUCUUGUGUCAAAAAAGAUGAAAUCAAUUCACGAAUGAUGUCUGCAUUAUUGAUGGGUGUCAAUCGUGCAUAUCCAUACGCUAAAUUAGAAUUAAAUCAAGUGAAUGAACACAUUGAUACCAUUUACAAAGUUGUUCAUCAAGCUAAUUUUAAUGUUGGUUUGCAUGCGUUGACAUUGUUGUUUCAAGUGUGCGAUUUAAGAAAUUCUGUAAAUGACAGAUUUUAUUCGGCGCUGUAUAAAAAAAUGUUUGAUCCAAAAAUUAAUGAUUCAACUCAUCAAGCAAUGUUUUUAAAUUUAAUUUUCAAAGCAAUCAAGAAAGAUGAAAAUGUAGAAAGAAUAAAUGUUUUUAUUAAACGUUUAUUACAAAUAGCGUUAAACACAUCUGUGCCAAUGGCAUGCGGUAUAUUAUAUACAAUAUCUCAACUUUGUCGUUUAAAGAAGCAUAAACUUUUAUUAUUGAAUAGAAACACUAAUAAUGUUAAACAAGAUACUAGUAAUGCUGAAACCAUUGAUGAUAUUUUGGCGAAAGGAAAGACAAAUCAAAAAAAUUCCGAGGAAAUCAUUGAAGAAAAUACUCUGCUAGUUAAUACCGAAACUUCUACAACAAAUACCAUAGACAAUAUAGUAAAACAAGAACUAGAUAAGGAGAAAAAACAUACACGAGUUGAAUAUUACGAUCCACAUCAUCGAAAUCCGUUAUACGCUGGUGGAGAAUUUUGUGUUCAUUCAGAAUUAUCUUUAUUACAAGAACAUUUUCAUCCUAGUGUUGCACUAUUUAGUAAAAAUUUAGUAAAUGGCCAAAAAAUUGAAUAUUCUGGUGAUCCAUUAAAAGAUUAUACUCUAAUUAGAUUUUUAGAUCGAUUUGUAUUUAAGAAUCCCAAAAAAAUUGAUGAAAAUGAUGAAACUUCUAAAAAAGCUGGUUAUCAUUUUAAAUUUGGACAAAGAAAAGCAUAUGUACCGAGCGGAUUGAGAUCUAUUCCUGUUACAUCAAACAAUUAUCUCAAAGAAGCUGAAUCUAAAAUUCCUGUAGAUGAAUUAUUCAUGUAUAGAUUUUUACAAAAGAAAAUUCAAAAUAAAAAACAAAAGUCUGAAGAGGAUGAUGAGGAUGCUGAAUCUGAUCAGGAAUCUGUAAAUAGUGAUGAAUUUAAUGAAAUGUUGGAUCAAAUGGUGGGUAAGAAAAAAGGAACUGCUGAAAGUGAUGAUGAAGAUGACGUUGAUUUUAUGAACGAAGUUGGGGAUGCAUUGAAGGCGCCAAAAAUUAAAUCAAAGAAGAGAAAAUCAAAUGACGAAGACGAAUCUGAAGAUGAACAAGCGUCUGUUGGUGACCAAGACGAUAAUGAAUUCGAUGAUGAUGACUUUGGUAAUGAUGACGAUUUAGAAUUGGAUUCAGAUGAUGCUGGAGAAGAUUUCGAUUUGGAUGAUGACGAUAUUAGUGAUGAUGCAGUUGGUGACGAAAAACCAAGUAAAUCGAAGAAAAAAUUACGAAAAUCAGACGAUAUUACUUCAGCAUUUGCUUCUGCAGAAGAAUUCGCUUUGAUGUUGGAAAAAACUGGUUCUUCGAAAUUCAAACAUGGAACUUCAGACGCUAUGUUUAAUGAUGAUAAAUCAGAUGAAAAACAAAUGGCCUGGGAACAAAAACGUAAUCAAUGGAUAUCCGGAUUUAACAGUGCACUUGGUAAAAAGAAAAAAGCUAAAAAUUUCAGUAUACCAGCGAAAGGGCAAAAAAGAAAACAACCAAAUCACAUACAAAAAGGAAAGAAGAAAAUGAAGAAACAAUAA